Messenger RNA from Emiliania huxleyi CCMP1516, 711 nucleotides. RefSeq lists its product as hypothetical. The record is from RefSeq and is a predicted model, not a curated record. Bases 1 to 711 code for a protein of 236 amino acids. The transcript is spliced from 8 exons. Lineage: Eukaryota; Haptophyta; Isochrysidales; Noelaerhabdaceae.
AUGUCCGAUUGGAUAAGGACGAGCGGGUUCAACGUCGUGUGGCCAGAGCGUGGAGAGGGGCGGGAGACGGUUGCGGAGCGGGCGGGCGCGGGCGGCGAGCACGUGACGGGCUGGUGGGCCAAGGGAGAGCUGGAGCCGGCAGCGGCGGAGCCUCCUCGGGUGCUGGUGCUGGACUGCGGCGGCAUCACGAACCCGGAUUGCGAGGCGGGCAACGAGAGCGUGGCCGCGGCGAUGGGCGCUGGCUAUUGGCACACCGCGAUGGAGGUGGCUGGCGUCGCAGAGGCCGAGCGCACACCCGAGCGAGCGGCGGCUUGCGAGGCCGCCCUUGCUCCGGCGCUGCGCCGCUGCUACGCCGAGACCGCCGCCGUGGCGCGGCGGCUCAAGGAGGAGCGCGGCAUGGUUGUGGGCGUCAUCUCCAACCACCUGGUGACGCCCGGCCUGUUUGGGUACUGCGCCGAGGGCGCGCGGCUGCGCCUCGCUGCGUCUCGCCCCCUCUGCAAGCCCGACCCCGCCAUCUUCGCCCUCUUCUUCGAGCGGCUGCGCAGGCUCGAGCCGGGGGUGGCGCCCGCCGAGCUGCUCUUUGUCGACGACAAGCCUGCGAACGUGGAGGCCGCGCGGAGCCUCGGCUGGAGGGGCCUCGUCUUCAGCUCGAAGACCGCCCCCGCAGGCGGCUUCGCGGCGGAGUGCGCCGCGCUCGGGCUCAGCUACUGA